Molecule: messenger RNA, 1393 nt
Organism: Gaeumannomyces tritici R3-111a-1
Lineage: Eukaryota; Fungi; Ascomycota; Sordariomycetes; Magnaporthales; Magnaporthaceae
Product: PQ loop repeat protein
Exons: 3
Coding region: 133-1107 (324 amino acids)
Source: RefSeq, a predicted model, not a curated record
CCGACGCUGUGUGCCUGACCCUUGUUGUUCGGAUGAAGCUUGGCUCGACAUCGUCGUCGUCGUGCUGACGGCACGCGCAAACAGCCACUGGGCCUAGCCUCAGCCACCACCGUCCAAAGCACCGCUUCCGCAAUGGCGUCGAUCAUGGACCUGUCCGAACGUUGCGACGAGCUCCGGUCGCCGGGGGCCAUCAACCUCAUCGUGUCGAUAAUAAUCGUCAUCGGCAUGCUCAUCUCAUACCUCCCCCAACACUACCGAAUCAUCUCGCGCGGCACCUCGGAGGGCAUCUCGCCCUACUUCGUCCUGCUCGGCGUCACGUCGGCCACGUCGGGCUUCGCCAACAUCCUCACCUUACCCCAGUCCCGCCAGGACGUGGCCUGCUGCAAGGACCUCGAUACUUUUCACUGCCUCGCCGGCCUGCUCGGGAUUGCCCAGCUGGGCGCCCAGUGGAUAUGCUUUGCCGUAAUUCUCGUACUGUUCCUCGUGUUCUUCCGUUACGACAACGCGACCGUAUCCAGCGACGAAGAGGAAGACCUCGCAGCCGAGGAGCAGCCGAGGUGGCAGACGGCGGUGGCGGUGGCGUGCAUCUGCUUCCUGCACGGGCUGGUCGUCAUCGUGACCACGGCCGUCAUCGGUUACGUCUUCCCGCAGCACCUAUCCGGCUGGGCCAACACGCUAGGUCUGUCGGCGGCGGCGCUGGCCGGGGUCCAGUACCUGCCCCAGAUCUGGACCACGUAUCGACUCAAGCAUGUCGGCAGCCUGAGCAUCCCCAUGAUGUGCAUCCAGACUCCGGGCGGCUUCCUCUUUGCCAGCAGCCUUUUUGCCCGUUUCGGGCCUGCCGGAUGGAGCUCCUGGGGCAUCAUCUUGCUCACCGCCUCCAUGCAAGGCAUCCUGCUCUCCAUGGCCAUAUACUACGAGAUCAGGCGCGACAAGAGUCACGCCGAGGGGAGCCCCGCCACCGCGUCGGGCGGGGCGACGGGGCGGGCUCCGAAUGGGACCACUGUCUUGGUCGAGCCUCAGGGGUCGUCUGCCGCGGACGCCGACGGCCCAGCUGAAAGGCAGCCUCUGCUGAAGGCGUCUGGGAAUGGGGCAUCCUACAUGACGUAAGGACAGGGAUUUAUAAGCGGGCGUAGGUACCAAAGCUCGGAAAUGUUGUGCACGCAGCUCGAAACGUAUCGCAGGGUCGGAGAGGCGUCGCACAGGUUUCGUUCUAUUUGUCAGUCUCUUUUCCUUUCAUUUUCUGUGGCCUUAUUUUUAGAGCGUAUGUUUGUUGGGUAUCUACAUGAAUUCAUUCAAGGUACAUGGUACCUGCUUAGACAGAUUUCCUUCCCUUUUCUUUUUUCUUCUUCCUUUAUGCCACAUAGGACGGUAAUAUGAUACACGUGUGCCUGUG